GGUUACUCCUAAAAGUGUGUACUUUGAUGAGAUCGGGUUUUGGGGUGUGUUGUACUGUGGUGUGGUGGGUGGUAAUGCUGGAGAUUUGGGCUCCUUGCAUGUGAGAUUUGGGACUUAGGGUUUUGGGUCAUUGUUCUUUUCUUAUUCUGGUGGUGGUGGUGGCGGAGGAGGAGGAGGAGGAAGGGGGUUUCUCUGUGAUGGUGUGUCGGGUUGUGAGGUGUUGUUUGGAUCUGAGGUUGUUCUCGCUGUUGCUAUUGUUGGUUACAUAGUUGAGAUGGAGAGAAAGUUCUGGGCUUUAGCUUUCAUCUUGUGGUUCUUGUUGGUUCAUCCACUAUGGCUCAUUUCUGCUAACAUGGAAGGCGAUGCUUUACAUAGUCUGAGGACAAAUUUACAGGAUCCUAACAAUGUUUUGCAAAGUUGGGAUCCCACACUUGUGAAUCCUUGCACAUGGUUUCAUGUAACAUGCAACAAUGAUAACAGUGUCAUAAGAGUUGAUCUUGGAAAUGCUGGUUUGUCUGGUCAACUUGUUACACAACUUGGUCAACUCAAGAAUUUGCAGUAUUUGGAACUUUACAGCAAUAACAUUACUGGCCCUAUUCCAAGUGACCUGGGGAAUCUUACUAACUUGGUGAGCUUGGAUCUGUACCUAAAUAGUUUCACUGGCCCUAUCCCUGAUUCAUUGGGAAAGUUGUCGAAAUUGCGGUUUCUCCGGCUUAACAACAACAGCUUGACGGGCCCUAUUCCAAUGUCACUGACUAAUAUUUCAUCUCUUCAAGUUCUGGAUUUGUCUAAUAACCAUCUGUCUGGUGUGGUUCCUGAUAAUGGCUCCUUCUCAUUAUUCACUCCCAUCAGUUUUGCCAACAACUUGGGUCUAUGUGGACCAGUCACUGGACAUCCUUGUCCAGGCUCUCCUCCAUUUUCGCCUCCUCCCCCUUUUGUGCCUCCUCCCCCAAUUUCUGCCCCUGGAGGUGGUAGUGCCACUGGGGCAAUAGCCGGAGGAGUUGCUGCUGGCGCUGCUCUAUUAUUUGCUGCUCCUGCAAUUGCAUUUGCAUGGUGGCGUCGAAGAAAGCCGCAAGAAUUUUUCUUUGAUGUGCCUGCUGAGGAGGAUCCCGAGGUCCAUCUUGGGCAACUUAAGAGGUUCUCACUACGUGAACUGCAAGUUGCGACAGACAGUUUCAGCAAUAAGAACAUUCUCGGGAGAGGAGGAUUUGGUAAGGUGUACAAAGGACGUCUGGCAGAUGGUUCAUUGGUCGCUGUGAAAAGAUUGAAAGAGGAACGCACACCUGGUGGGGAGCUUCAGUUUCAAACUGAAGUAGAGAUGAUCAGCAUGGCUGUGCAUAGAAAUCUCCUACGUUUACGUGGAUUUUGUAUGACACCGACAGAAAGGCUACUUGUUUAUCCUUACAUGGCUAACGGAAGUGUUGCCUCAUGCUUAAGAG
This is a messenger RNA of Arachis duranensis, 1439 nucleotides long. Its product is annotated as somatic embryogenesis receptor kinase 2. Gene Ontology annotation, molecular function: protein binding; protein kinase activity; ATP binding. Lineage: Eukaryota; Viridiplantae; Streptophyta; Magnoliopsida; Fabales; Fabaceae. The record is from RefSeq and is a predicted model, not a curated record. Gene Ontology annotation, biological process: protein phosphorylation.